Messenger RNA from Planococcus citri (citrus mealybug), 1243 nucleotides. RefSeq lists its product as uncharacterized. Gene Ontology annotation, biological process: endonucleolytic cleavage in ITS1 to separate SSU-rRNA from 5.8S rRNA and LSU-rRNA from tricistronic rRNA transcript (SSU-rRNA, 5.8S rRNA, LSU-rRNA); tRNA 5'-leader removal; tRNA 3'-end processing. Bases 168 to 1199 code for a protein of 343 amino acids. The transcript has 7 exons. Gene Ontology annotation, molecular function: ribonuclease MRP activity; ribonuclease P activity. The record is from RefSeq and is a predicted model, not a curated record. Lineage: Eukaryota; Metazoa; Arthropoda; Insecta; Hemiptera; Pseudococcidae. Gene Ontology annotation, cellular component: multimeric ribonuclease P complex; ribonuclease MRP complex.
AAACUUCUGAUUUUUUUGAAAAAUUCUCUCCAGAUUCUUUGAGUUUAUAUUUUUAUUUUUGAGGAUAUUUUUUAAAAUUUAAUUCUAAAAGCUAAUUUCCCGAUGAGUUAUUAGAUAGAUAUCAACUGAUCUACAAGUUUCACCCGUUUCCGGUGAAAUGAAACAAGAUGUUGGCUCCUGAAGUUUGGUCGAUUAAAACUAAAGAAACAUGCAGUAGCGUUUAUACGAGUGAAUUUAAGGAGUAUAAAGUCGAUUACGUUGACCACUUAAUAAAAUCUAAUCACUUCAGUCACAGCGUUGCUUUUACGAUUGCCGGUGAUACGGAGGUUCCACAUGAUUUGAUAAAAGUCCUCGAAACCGAUAAUGAAUACUACCUCAUCUCCAGUGUACCGGUUUCUGAAUUUUAUGAUUCCGUUUUCAUUGAUUCUUUCAUUAAAAAAGGUAAACUAUCCGUAUUGAGCGUCGAAGAUGAUAUUUACAGUACCAAUAGUUUUGCUGUUACGCCAAGUGGACUUCUGGUAUUGAGACUUUUAGAAGAACCCUUUUCAUGUUUAGGUAUCGAAGGAAAACGUACGAAAAUAUGGAAUAAUAAUCACUAUGUGAUUUCUUUGGACUUGAACAAGAAGGAAAUUUCAUCUGGUAAAUUAUGCGACCGUUAUCGUAAACGUCUUACUGAUUCUGAUCUACGUUUUGAUGUUAUAGUUAUUUGGGAACCACAUGAGGCUGCUAUAUGUCCGUCAUCGAUAGCAUCUUAUUUUAGUAAAAAAUCGUAUAAAGUUUCGUUAUGUAGUCCAAAACAUACAAUUGCUCAACAAUUCGAAGAAUCUGUACCUAGUCCUUCGCUAACAGAACCAGAAGAUUUUGUGCAUUGGUUUGGCGUCCAUUUACUUGAAGCAGAUAGACCAUCUAAAUCGAAAGAAUCGCUACCUAAAACGAACGUCAUAACGCACAAGUGGACCGGAUUUUUCAGCUCGACUCAAGUGCUCAAUUUAUGGAGAAACCUGAAACUACGAAGGACUCAACUUUCAAAUCAAAGCUGGUUUUCUUUGUACUUCAGUGAUUUCGAAACUUCGCCAUUGAAUUUCUCAUCGCCUUCUCAAGUCAACGUUGUUUCAGACAACUUUAUUACUGUUUUUUGUACUAACGAUAGCUGUAUUAUAUAUCCUCCCAAACCAAUUAAGAAAGUUAAUGAUUUGUAGUUCAAUGUUCCAUUUUUUCGAAAUACAUUUUCUAUUUUCAUGUA